Exophiala mesophila is the source of this 903-nucleotide messenger RNA. RefSeq lists its product as uncharacterized. The coding region runs from base 1 to 903 and encodes 300 amino acids. The transcript is spliced from 2 exons. NCBI's taxonomy places the organism in Eukaryota, Fungi, Ascomycota, Eurotiomycetes, Chaetothyriales, Herpotrichiellaceae. The record is from RefSeq and is a predicted model, not a curated record.
AUGUUCAAAUCCGUGUUGCCUAGCACCACAAAGCGACCACCAGCGCAGCGUAAUUGGCCUGGGGAAUGGGCGACGCUGUCUGCCGUUCUAUCUGAUCAUUAUAACUUCACCCUAUGGCUCCUCGUUGGGGGCUCAAUACAAGCGAUACUUGGACUUGUCUUCCAGAGCGCUUACACCUGUCUUCCGGUGCUAUUCUUCCUCUUAUUCCAAUGCCUCAAGACAUUUGCAAUCAAUAUGGGAAUCUUGCGCAAUCCAUAUCUUGAAGGAGUCACUUUUGAUCGAACGGCGCCCCAAAUUCCUGACGAAGAUGGGAAUUUCCAUUCCGAUGCCGGUGCGGAAAAUAUAACCGUAUUUCUAUUGGGGUUCAAGAUUAACCAUCCUCUGGGAAUUCUUGCACCUCAUAUUCAGACGAUCAAUGAUGCAAAUAUUCGGAUGUGGAAAGAGCUUGAAGAAACAUCACCAGACUCAGGCUACUAUGGAGGCUCAGAAUGGACUUGUCGAGAUCCACGGGGCGCGGUUGAAGUUCUCACGAUCUCUUACUGGCGGUCGACGGAGGACGUUCACCGAUUUGCAUAUGGACCAGUCCAUCGAAAGAUUUGGGAUUACUGGAAUUCUCACCACAAGGAACUGAGUCACCUCGGAAUCAGUCACGAGAUGUACGAAGUUCCCAAACAUAAAUGGGAAGGAGUUUAUCUGAAUUUUCAACCUACCCUCCUCGGUGCGACUUCAUACCUCAAGAAGGGCGACAAGUUCAUUGGAGGUAAUGUUGACGAUAAGUGGAUAUCGUCGCUGCUGGAUGCCAGCAAGGGAAAGCUCCGAACAAGCGCAGGAAGACUAGGGCGAGACCCUACAGAGUUGUAUGAAACCUUCAACGACACGCCCAAGGUAUAUAAAGACGAGUAA